AUGUUAAUUACUGAUUUAUAUGAAUGUGUUGUUUGUUGCGAAACAGAAAAUAGAGAUUAUCGUAAAAUUACAUCAAAAUGUACUCAUAAAGCUGUCGUUUGCCUAAAUUGUGUUAAUAAACACGUCACUACUAGCAUUAAAGGUAAUAAAGUUGAAAUUACUUGCCCUAUUACACAAUGUGGUAAAUUAAUGGAAAGAGAAGAUAUCAAAAAUAUUGUAACAAAUGAAAUCCUUGAAAGAUACGAUAAACUUUCUUUCAAUCUUGCGAUCCAACAGAUCCCGGAAUUUAGAUGGUGUGCCAAUUGUGGGAGUGGACAAGUUCAUACAGGAAAAGGUAUUCAUCCAGUCGUCAUUUGUGUAUAUUGUGGCAAGAAAUCAUGCUAUAAUCACAGAACUAUUUGGCACGAGAAUCAAACUUGUGAAGAAAUUGAUGAGAAAGGUCAAUAUGAAGACAAAACAGACAUUGCUACCAAAUAUUACCUUAAUAACUUAAAGAGUUGUCCUAAUUGUAAGAUUCACUUCGAAAAAGUUAGUGGAUGUGAUCAAGUAACUUGUAUAUGUUUAUAUAAAUUUUGUUAUUUGUAA
Messenger RNA from Rhizophagus irregularis DAOM 181602=DAOM 197198, 585 nucleotides. The record is from RefSeq and is a predicted model, not a curated record. NCBI's taxonomy places the organism in Eukaryota, Fungi, Glomeromycota, Glomeromycetes, Glomerales, Glomeraceae.